This is a messenger RNA of Nicotiana tabacum (common tobacco), 482 nucleotides long. Lineage: Eukaryota; Viridiplantae; Streptophyta; Magnoliopsida; Solanales; Solanaceae. The record is from RefSeq and is a predicted model, not a curated record.
CUUAUGGCGAACUUUAUCGUCUGCCAAAACAAGGAGAGGUUCAACACCACAAAACAUAGAUUGAUGCUGACGUUUACUCAACGGACAACAGUGGCUGAAACAAUUGAUCCACUUUUUCCAAUGAAUAUCUUUGAGCUGCGACCAUAUCAUCAAUUGAUAAAUAAAGUUGAUGUCAACGAGAGUGAAUUAUUUGAUGUUAUCGGAGAAAUUGUCAAUUUUAGUGAGGUACAAACGCAAAAACAAGGUGAAAUUACUAGGAAGUAUAUGGAUAUCGAACUAGAAGAUGAUGAGAGGAACAAGUUAUCUGCUACAUUCUGGGGGGAAUUUGUUGAUCAAGUUAUACCUCACCUUUUAAGUUCUAACAACCAGCCUAUUAUUGUUGUUAUGCAGCUCAUAAAAGCGCAUAAAUUUCAAGGUAACAUGCAACUAUUAAAUUUCACUUAACUUUUUGAAAGUUAUUCAUCACAUGUUACAUAUAAUUA